AGUUUGGGGUUGGUCCCAGCCGCCCGCUGGAACAGAGUGGCCUCGGACGCUGCAGGUGGCAAUCACCCAGACCCUAGGCCUGCAGGUGGAGGAGGACAGACAGAGCAGGAACGGGGACCCGGCCUCUGCAGCUCAACCCCCGCGUCGGUUCCUGGUUCACCCGAGAACAGAGAACAGCCGGCCCAGCGUGUCUCCCGGCAUGAGGAACACGAGCAAGGAGCUGCACGGCGCCACGAGCCGCUAUGCUCCCUGCGAUUGGUAUUACCACCUUCCUGUGAAGCGGUCUGAGAAAGCUAUGGAUGCCCCGCCAGUGUCCCAGAUCCCAGGCCUCAGUGACCUGAGGGAAGCCCCCAAUGGGCACACGCUCAGGGAACGAAGGUACUGGGUGAAGGAAACGGACUCAGAGUACGUGAAGCUAGCGAAGCAAGGCGGCCAGCCCGAUCUGUUGAAGCACUUUGCCCCCGGCACCACGAAGGGCUCCCCCGUGGCCUACUCCUUGCCAGACUGGUACGUCCACCACAGCCAGCCGCCGACGGCCGACCGGAGGCACGUCCCCGCUGUGUCCAUACCGGAUUACAUGGUUUAUGAAGGGUCUAACCCCGAUCACGCCAGUGGCAACUACGAGUCCAGAAGGGGGCCCUUCGACUUUGACAUGAAGUCCGUUUGGCAAAGAGAGGCCGAGGAACUGGAAAAGGAGAAAAAAAAGGUGAGGCUACCAGCCAUCAAGUCCAAGUAUCCGAGCAAAGCCGGGACCCCGCUUGGCCCCAAAGACCCUGCAGGAAGCAAACUGUCCUUUCCCCCCAUGCCUGGUCAAAAAACCAGUUCACCCACAAACUUUUCCAAACUUAUUAGCAAUGGAUAUAAGGCUGAGUGGUUACAGCAGCGAGCAGACCCAGACAAGAGGACCCCGCAGACAUCCAGGGCCUCUGCUUCGUCUCCAUCCCAGUCUCCGCGGGGCGCCUUGCUGCCCCCAGACCCAGAGGCUCCGGAAGACGCCAAGGAAGGCCCAGAGUCUUCUUCUCCAAGUCCAGUAGCACCUCCAUCCGCCUCAGCGCCCGCGGAGCGCAGAUAAACCCCGCUGUGAUGUGCAGCUAGGACCUAUGUAACAGCUAUAGUUACAAGGCUCCUGUUACAGUUUAUUAACAUAGACUCUCACGAAAUGAUCCAUCUUAGAACAGAUUUGACGUCGCUGCUGCGUAGAUGGGUCCAGUGUUGGGUUUUGUUUCUUGCAUCCCUCUGGGACGCCAGGCGCGUGGCCUUUGCGCCGCUGCGCCUCGCUGGCCUGGGAAGUCCCAGGGUCUCGGAACCGGCCGCUUCCUUCCCACCCUCGGCCGACGUCACCACCUGCCGUGUGAGCCUCUACUGGCACCACUUCUGUUGAAAUCGACGGUUUAGACUCUUGACUGGAAAUGAC
Messenger RNA from Eubalaena glacialis (North Atlantic right whale), 1414 nucleotides. It is a transcript of the gene C8H7orf57, whose product is annotated as chromosome 8 C7orf57 homolog. Bases 200 to 1072 code for a protein of 290 amino acids. NCBI's taxonomy places the organism in Eukaryota, Metazoa, Chordata, Mammalia, Artiodactyla, Balaenidae. The transcript is spliced from 9 exons. The record is from RefSeq and is a predicted model, not a curated record.